Molecule: messenger RNA, 3181 nt
Organism: Stegastes partitus (bicolor damselfish)
Lineage: Eukaryota; Metazoa; Chordata; Actinopteri; Pomacentridae
Product: very long-chain acyl-CoA synthetase-like
Exons: 9
Coding region: 26-1780 (584 amino acids)
Biological process (GO): long-chain fatty acid metabolic process; long-chain fatty acid import into cell
Cellular component (GO): plasma membrane; endoplasmic reticulum membrane
Molecular function (GO): long-chain fatty acid transmembrane transporter activity; long-chain fatty acid-CoA ligase activity
Source: RefSeq, a predicted model, not a curated record
ACACCAGCUCACUAACGGAGGAAACAUGUUGCUCUGGUUCGGCUGUGCAGCUGCAGUACUUUUACUUGGGUUUUUAUUCCGACAUCCUUACUUUUUGCAAGAUGUCAAAUACCUGCUUACUAAAUUAAACCAACGUCGCCGAGUCUGGAAAUUCUUGCAGACUAACUACUUGAUCCUGGAUAAGUUCUUGGAAAGAGUACAGGAGCAGCCGCAGAAGCCCUUCAUUCGCUUCAAAGAAGAAACCUUCACCUACCAGCAUGCAGAUGUGCAGAGCAACAAGGCUGCCAGAGUGUUCCUGCAGUCUGAGGCGGUCCAAAAGGGAGACACGGUCGCGCUGUUUCUCCAGAACGAGCCGCUGUUUCUGUGGCUCUUCCUGAGUUUGGUGAAGAUCGGAUGUUCCGCUGCUUUCCUCAACUACAACAUCAGGUCCAAGUCUCUGCUGCACUGUUUCAACUGCAGCGGAGCAAAGACUCUGGUAGCAGCUGAAGAACUACAGGAUGCCGUGGAGGAGGUCCUGCCCAGUCUGCUGGAGCAGCAGGUCACCGUUUUCAUCUUAACCGACAAAUGCAAGCUUGAAGGUGUGCAAAGUUUCAAAGACAAAAUGAAGCAGGCCUCCUCUGAGCCGCUACCCAAGGAGUUAAGGUCACAUUUAACCUUGCGGAGUGCAGCAGCCUACAUAUACACAUCAGGCACAACGGGUCUUCCUAAAGCAGCAGUGGUCAGUCAUGGCAAACUGUGGGUCUACGGUUUAAUUAUGGCGUUAUCAGGAGUGACCUCCGAAGAUGUGAUAUAUAACAGUCUCCCUCUCUAUCACGGCGCUGGCUUUAUCGGAGUAAUGGGAGCCAUUGAGAGAGGUGUCACUGUUGUUUUGAGGAGUAAGUUUUCUGCUUCUCAGUUCUGGGACGACUGCAGAAAGUAUGACAUCACUGUUGUACAGUACAUUGGUGAAACUAUGCGUUACCUCUGCAACCAGCCACAGAAACUCAGUGAUCGAAACCACAAAGUAAGACUCGCAUUAGGCAACGGCCUCAGAGCAGACGUUUGGAAGAACUUUCUAAGAAGGUUCGGAGAUGUUGAUAUCAAAGAGUUUUAUGGAGCGACGGAGGGGAAUUUGGCUUUUUUGAAUUAUAGCAGGAAGAUGGGAGCUGUUGGUCGAGACAACUUCCUGCACAAGUGGUGUUUUCCGUACGCUCUGAUAAAAUACAACGUAGAAAAAGGAGAGCCUGUGAGGGAUUCAUCUGGUUUCUGCAUAGAGGCUGCCAUAGGUGAAUCUGGACUUCUGGUCAGUAAAAUAUCUGUGACUGCUCCGUUCGCUGGUUAUGCUGGUGACCUGCAGCAGACCGAGAAGAAGAAGCUGCACGAUGUCUUCAAGAAAGGAGACAUGUACUUCAACACCGGCGACCUGCUGCGUAUCGACAAAGAAGGUUUCAUCUACUUUCAGGAUCGCACUGGAGACACGUUCAGGUUUUCAGGUCAUGAGGGGAGAAUUGGGAUGGCUGCUGUUACUUUAAGGGAAGGACAGAAGUUUGACUCCGCAGCUGUUUUUAACCAAGUUAGAAGCUUUCUGCCAACAUACGCAAGGCCCUGUUUUAUCAGGAUUCAGGACUCCAUGGAUGUGACGGGAACGUUCAAGCAGCUGAAGGUGAGGCUGGUGAAGGAGGGCUUCAACCCAAAUGAAAUAAAGGACCCCCUCUAUUUUCUGGAUGAAAAGGAAAAGAAUUACGUCCCACUGACGCCGGACACAUUUGAUUUAGUCAUAACAGGAAAGCUCAAAAUUUAAAGGUACUUUAAAUUUACAGUAGAAAUUCACCUGAUCACACUAUGAUGCAUCACCUGCUCUCAGUACUUAAAAUAAAGGUUUUUCAUGCCUAGAUCAUGUCUGAGCUUGUCGCACUGAGCUGGGAGAGCAGGUACGGUCUCAAUGAUAGCAAGUUUUUCCGGUUGAGAGAGCCGACCGCAGGGCUUCUUUUUUAAACAGUGACUUGUUGCUGUACUGCAUUUAGGUUUGUGCCCUUUUAAGGACUGUCACCUUCGCUUUCUACGGUCCAGUGAUUUGUAGAAAAUACAAUUACUAUUUUUGUGAUCAUUAUAACAAUCUAAGCUGCUUUUUAACUAUAAACAGAACUCAAUACUUGUUCGUAGUUGUCAGUUUUACAGGGGAUACAAUUGCAGAAAAUACUAUAAUAAAUUUAUCUUUUGUUCUACUUAAGGUUAGACUCUACAGGCAAAGUCAACUGUCAACUGUGAGAUGUUGGGCUGUUUUGCUUCCAUAAAAUGUUUUCUUUUAGACAAAUAAUAAAAAAUAAUUCUUCGAUGCACAUUUAGGUGUUUAAUUUGCUCCGUUUUGUCUGAUGCAAAUUAGCACAUAUUAAAUGAAAUCAUACAUCAUUCGUUUAUAUUCAAACGUACAAUUUAAAAAAAUUCCCAAAAAAAGUAAUACAAAAAAAUGCCUGCAAACAGUGGUUUCUAGUUUGUUUGUUUGUUUGUACAAAAGUAUACUCUGAGCCAUAAAUCUCUACAUAAGUUGCACUUUUUGUACAGAUUUUCCAUUUUCAUUCCUUUCUACACUUUGGUGGUUUCUACAGCUGGAUGUGUUCAUAUAUCAGUCAAAGGUUGAUUUAUAGAACAUUUUAUUUCUAAAAACCGUGGUGAAAAUAGAUUUUUCUAACUGUUGACGAUCCUUCUGAGGAAUACCGGCGAUAUCCAAAAUCCGUCCUGUAAGUUUCAUGUUGAUACCAGUUAGCUUAGUUUAGUUUUUUUUUUUUUUUUUUUUAAACUGAUUAGUUUUCAGAAGAUUAACUUCAAAAGGUGCUUUCUAUUCCAAUGUCAAAUAACUGUGGCUCAGGUGGUAGAGCGGGUUGUCCUCCAAUCACAAGGUUGGCGGUUUGAUCCCCCGUCCCUCCACAGUCGAACGGUCCUCGGGCAAGACACUGAACCCGAAGGUGCUCCCAAUGGAAGGCUAGCGUCUGUCACCAUUGGUGUAUGAAUGUGUGAGUGGGUGAAUGAGAAACACAUUGUAAAGCGCUUUGGAUUAAAGCGCUGUAUAAGUGACCAUUUACUAUAUAAGUGACCAUUUAACUACAGCUAAGGGAAUGUGUUCGAGCCAGUAAUCAGUGAUUUCCUUUAAAAUCUAAGCUUGUUGUAAUGUGAACCAUUUCAACAUUAAAAUGUGUAAAAAUGA